Messenger RNA from Clunio marinus, 477 nucleotides. The record is from the annotation of a GenBank genome assembly. NCBI's taxonomy places the organism in Eukaryota, Metazoa, Arthropoda, Insecta, Diptera, Chironomidae.
AUGAGAUUUAUAAGGACCAAAAAACAAUUAAAAGUGCUUUUACUUAAAAUUUGCGAACCGUCAUCUGAGUACAAUGUUUAUAAGUGCCUUGAGGAAAACAACAACGAAGUGAUCGAUUCUACGAAUCAAAGCCAACAAGACAAUUUUAUUGAUUUGAACGUAGAAGCUAAUUUAGCUAUAUUACAAAAUAGAUUAUUGGCAUCAGCAUCAAGCAAGUAUGGAAUAAAUAUAGUCAGAGAAAGGAAUGUUCCUUCAAAAGCACCGAAAAAAAAGAUAUUUAUAAUCUACCUCUAUCGAACUCAAUUAGCAAACAUUCCGUACGAAAUUCGACACUUUACUUUAUCAAACGUAAAACAAAGCGUUCGUUCAACUCCAUGUACAACACCGAUCGAUUUUGAUGUAAACAGCGGAUAUAAGUUGACUUUAAUUGGCGGAGGUUAUCAGCACAAGAAGGAGAGGAAAAGAAAGAAAAAUUAA